UUUCAUCAGAGUUUGCACUGAAGCCAGUUCUGUGAUAACAAACAUUUGUUGCUUUCCUAGAUGUGAGAUGAAGUGACCACAGAACGGGGAUAUUGAGAGCCAGUCUCCCAGGAGGUCAGCAUGUCUGAAGCAGAGGCCUCCACCCAGCCAUCACACGCUGAAGGUCAGGUGUUUGUGAAGCAGGACACAUCAGGACCAGGAUUACCAGAGCUUCAGGAACACUGGCCCGGCCAGCAUGAAAGGAAACCGCAGGACCUGUUAGGUGACGCUGCUACUUGUUUAAAGUGUGAGAGCACUCUGUCAUCUUGUUGCUGCCAGACCCAAACUGUAGCCAGUGGAGAUCUUCUUCCUGGAACUUCAACUGAGUGGGUGCAAACAGAAGAGGAAACAGAUGGUUGUGGAGGGUCAGAUUUCCAGCAGCCCCUCUCUUCAGAUUGUGGGGACGGAAAUAAUACUAGUGAUGCUGAAUGGACGGAGAGUGGAGGAUCUAACUCCAGUUCAAACACAGUGAAGUCAAAGAGAAGGGCAAAGCGAAGACAAAACCGCCCCAUCUUGAACAUUAAGCAAAUGACAAAUCUAAGACCUUUUUGUUGUGCAAUGUGUGGAGAAUCUUUCCACUACAGGAGUUUAUUAAUGAAGCAUGUUAAAUCACAUGCAAACAAUGCAACUGGUCUCUGUCCCACAAACCAAGCAUCUACAGAAAGUGGGAUCGAACCCGACGAAAGACACAGGGAGGACAAUCUGUGUUAUGUCUGUGGCAAAACAUUUACCACAAGGUCCCAUUUAAAAAGGCACUUGCUGGUUCACACAGGUCAGAAACCACACUGUUGUAAAGAAUGUGGCAAAAGAUUUGCACGAGGUGAAUGUCUGAGAAUACACAUGAGGAUCCACACGGUGGACAAGCCAUACACAUGUGAAGUCUGUGGGAAAGGAUUCAAGCAGAGGGGCAACAUGAUGUGUCACAUAAGAACCCACACAGGAGAGAAACCCCAUCACUGUGGCAUCUGCUCCAGACCGUUUGCAUAUAAAAAGGACAUGAUGAGACACAUGCAAGUCCACGCAAAGACGACGUGAAAUCCCAUUGUGAGGUUUCAUUCACAUAAAAAAAAAAAAACAGCUGUCAGUGAUGUACUGUUGGGUCGAUCUUGUAUUAUUUUUCUUCAAAUAACUGACCCUAUGUAGACAGUGUGACGUCACACCUGGAUAUUUGCGAUUGACAUGAGAUUUUGUCUGUAGGAAAUGUUGCACUGAUCUAAGACAUUGAAGUAGAAU
Messenger RNA from Micropterus salmoides (largemouth bass), 1272 nucleotides. Its product is annotated as gastrula zinc finger protein XlCGF7.1-like. Gene Ontology annotation, molecular function: RNA polymerase II cis-regulatory region sequence-specific DNA binding; DNA-binding transcription factor activity, RNA polymerase II-specific. The record is from RefSeq and is a predicted model, not a curated record. The coding region runs from base 121 to 1074 and encodes 317 amino acids. Gene Ontology annotation, cellular component: nucleus. Gene Ontology annotation, biological process: regulation of transcription by RNA polymerase II. NCBI's taxonomy places the organism in Eukaryota, Metazoa, Chordata, Actinopteri, Centrarchiformes, Centrarchidae. The transcript is spliced from 2 exons.